Messenger RNA from Sclerotinia sclerotiorum 1980 UF-70, 1509 nucleotides. RefSeq lists its product as hypothetical. The transcript has 3 exons. Bases 1 to 1509 code for a protein of 502 amino acids. Gene Ontology annotation, biological process: subtelomeric heterochromatin formation. Gene Ontology annotation, cellular component: nucleus. Lineage: Eukaryota; Fungi; Ascomycota; Leotiomycetes; Helotiales; Sclerotiniaceae. The record is from RefSeq and is a predicted model, not a curated record. Gene Ontology annotation, molecular function: histone H4 acetyltransferase activity; histone binding.
AUGGCCGAUGUUAAUGCCGAUUGGUCCGCUGAUUCCAAUGAAGCUAUCUAUAUCUCACUGGUCUCUCCAAGCACAGGAGGCACAACCUCACUUCACACCUUCACCCCGAAGUUCACAUAUCCCAUAUUCGGAGAUGAGGAGUCGAUAUUUGGAUACCAGGGCUUGAGGAUCAACUUAAAAUACAAUGCCUGUGACAUGCGACCCGGCCUACAAAUUACUUACAACAAAAAGUUCAAGGCAGUGGGUGAUAUAGAACCAACGGAUUUGAAGGCGACGCUGGAACCAUUCUUACCAAAGACUGCUUUUGAAAAGUCAAGUGUUUUCGAUUCAAAUAUCUCGGCUGUCCCAGCAGAUUGGCAUCCACCGGGAGAACUCUUUCGCGCAAUCGAGGUCGGUGGAGAGACAUUUGAAAUAUGGAAAGGUAUCCUCUCUGAUCCAGUCAUUCAACAAACCAUCAGGCGCAUUCAAAUAUUAGUUCCUUUGUUUAUUGAAGGAGGGACGUUACUUGAUCUCGAUGAAUCAGAGGAUGAUCUUGAGCGAUGGACUGUGUUUUUCUUAUACCACAAGAAGCCAUCCCCAGCCUCAUUUUUCGGGAAAUCUUCAUCAUACGUCUUCAUGGGCUUUUCUACCGUCUAUCGCUAUUACAUGUAUACACCUACGACUCCGCCACAAACUCCCAAUGGUGACAAGAUAGCUCCGGAAUUUACGCUUCCCGUCAAUGGAGUCUCGUUCAAUACUCUUCCAUGUCGGUCAAGAAUAUCUCAAUUCAUGAUUCUUCCACCCUUUCAAAGCGGGGGGAAGGGAUCACUGUUUUAUAAUGCAAUAUUUGAUUAUUUGUCUGAUGAUCCACAUACAAGAGAGAUCACAGUAGAGGACCCGAAUGAAGCAUUCGACGAUUUAAGAGAUAUUAACGACCUAGCUCGUCUACGCAAAGACGAAAGAUUUCUCAAGUUGAAGCUCGAUUCAACGUUGAAAAUCAACCGUAAAGGGCCAGCUCCCACGAAACUUUUUGACACUAAAGCAUACGAAGAUCUCCGAACUCAAAUGAAAAUCGCCCCUAGGCAAUUUGCCCGCGUGCAUGAAAUGUACCUUCUGUCCAUAAUUCCACAGUCAGUCAAAGCAGCCCCUCUCCACGACACAGAAGAAACAUCCAAAAAAUCUUUACCGCCCCCCAGAAAAGAAGAUGAACAUAUAUAUCAUCUCUGGCAACUCCUCGUUAAACAACGUUUAUAUCGCCAUAAUAAAGAGGCCUUGGCACAAUUAGACCGCGGAGAGAGAAUCGAUAAAUUGAACGAGACUUUGAUGGGUGUAGAAGCUGAUUAUGGAAGAUUAAUUGAGGCGGUCAAUGAGAGGAGUGAAAAGGAGAAACCGACUGCUGCGGGGAAGGGAAAGGAAAAGAGCACGGCUAAUGAGAAUGGGAAGAGGGCUGUUGGUGGGGAGGAUGAGGAUGAUGAAGAAGAAGACGAGAACGACGUACCAUUGGCUAAGAGGUUGAAGUUUGCUUCCUAA